Molecule: messenger RNA, 1836 nt
Organism: Candida tropicalis MYA-3404
Lineage: Eukaryota; Fungi; Ascomycota; Pichiomycetes; Serinales; Debaryomycetaceae
Product: basic amino acid transporter
Exons: 1
Coding region: 1-1836 (611 amino acids)
Biological process (GO): transmembrane transport
Molecular function (GO): transmembrane transporter activity
Source: RefSeq, a predicted model, not a curated record
AUGAGUCAGCACACUCCGACUACAAGCCAACCACAAUCGUCAAUCAACGAUGAUAAUGACAUCGCUUCCCUCGUUAUAUCCCCACAGGAACAACUUCAUGAUUUAGAAAAACAACAAACCAAUGCCAGCAGUAAGAAAUUCAAAGAAGCAGAUGCAGGUGAUGGUACUUCUAAAGAAGAUCAUUAUUUGCAUGGCACACAAUUAAUACUUUGUUUUGUUUCAUUAUUUUUGGUGUUAUUCAUAUUUGCAUUAGAUCAAACCAUUAUUGCUACUAUUUUAACUACAGUGGGUACUAAAUUUAAUUCUUUUGCUCAAGUGGGAUGGCUUUCUAGUGGAUUUUUAUUAGCCAUGGCUGUUUUUAUUCAACCUUUUGGUAAAUUGUCUAUUAUCAUUGGUCGUAAAUGGGCCAUGGUAGUUGCCAUUAUAUUGUUUGAAGGUGGUUCAUUAAUGUGUGCAUUAGCGAGUAGUAUGAAUGUUUUAAUCGGUGGGAGAGUUUUAGCCGGUGUUGGUGGUGCCGGUAUUAAUAGUGGUGUUUUCGUCAUUGCAUCUGAAGUUGUUCCAAUUAACAAACGUCCUUUUGCAUUGAGUAUUUUUUCAGUAACUUUUGCUAUUGCUUCAGUGUUGGGUCCUUUAAUUGGUGGUGCUUUCACUUCUCAUGUUACUUGGAGAUGGGCAUUUUAUAUUAAUUUACCAGUUGGUGGAUUGGCUUUAGCUGUUUUCUUGUAUUCAUUCCGUCCUCCAACUCCAAAAGUGGAUAUCAAGGCCGAAUUGUUGAGAUUUGAUUAUUUUGGUACAUUUUUGUUGAUUUCAGGAUGUGUGGUGUUUUUAUUAGCAUUAACUUUUGGUACUGAAGAAUUCCCAUGGAAUUCAAGUGCUGUUAUUUCAUGUUUUGUUAUUGGUCCUGUUUUAUUGAUUGCAUUCUGUAUUUGGAACUUUGGAUUCUCCAAGAAUCAAAUCAUUGGUACUGAAGUUGUUAAAGUUCCACAAAUUAUUGCUUCUACUCUUUGUAUUUCUGGUAUGUUUUCUGCUUUCAUCAUGUCAUUAAUCUAUGGAUCUAUUUAUUUCCAAGUUAUUAAAGAUGCUUCUCCAUUAGGUGCUGGUCUUCAUUUACUUCCAACAGUUAUUGCUGUGGUUAUUUCUUCCAUGGCUUCGGGUAUUUUAGUGCAGAAACUUAGAUUUGUCAAACCAUAUAAUAUUGCUUCAGGUAUUCUUGGACCAAUCGGUUGUGGAUUAUUAACAUUACUUCAAGUUGAUUCAUCCUUCUCCAAACAAGUUGGUUUAUUGAUUAUUAUUGGUGUUUCUGCUGGGUUAGCAAUGCAACCAUCAAUUUUAUCAGCACAAAUUAAAGCACCAAAAACUCCAUCGGGUAUGAUUAUGACUACUAUUUUCAUUAAUUUUUCUAGAUCUAUUUUGUCUGCUUUUGGUACUGUUUUAGCUGAUGCUGUAUAUACUGCAUCAUUGAGAAAUAUUUUCAAGAAGAAUGUGGCUAAACUUACUGAUCCUGAAAUAUUACAAGAUUUACAAAAACUUAAUAUCAAUGAAUUAAUUUCAUCUACUGAAAUUUUGAAAACUUUAAAUCCCGAAACUGUUCAUUUUGUUAAAACUCAAAUUAUGGAUGCUAUAAGAAAUGUUUACUAUACAACUAUUGGAUUUGCUGUUAUUUCAUUUUUGGCUUGUUUCUUUGUUACUAACAAGAAAUUACCUGCUCAAGUUGAAAUGAGACCAAAAACUGAAAAGAAAGACGAAGAAGAUAUUGAGGUACAAGAAGAAACUAAUGAAACCCUGCAAUCCCUGGAGUCUUUGGACAAAGAUCUUGAAAAGCCAAGUGAUAAAUAG